Molecule: messenger RNA, 1288 nt
Organism: Carlito syrichta (Philippine tarsier)
Lineage: Eukaryota; Metazoa; Chordata; Mammalia; Primates; Tarsiidae
Product: eukaryotic translation initiation factor 3 subunit F
Exons: 8
Coding region: 37-1134 (365 amino acids)
Biological process (GO): translational initiation
Cellular component (GO): eukaryotic translation initiation factor 3 complex, eIF3m
Molecular function (GO): translation initiation factor binding; metallopeptidase activity; translation initiation factor activity
Source: RefSeq, a predicted model, not a curated record
CUCUCUUCCGCUCCUGCCUCCUUCUUUCUCGACAAGAUGGCCACACCGGCGGUACCGGCAACUGCUCCUGCCGCCACUCCAGUCCCAUCGCCAACACCGGCAGUGGCCCCGGCCUCAGCCCCGGCCCCGUCCCCAGCGCCAACGCCAGCUCCAGCGCCGGCCGCGGCUCCGGCUGCAGCUCCGGCCCCGGCUUCAUCCUCAGAUCCGGCGUCAGCAGCGGCCACGACUGCGGCUCCGGGCCAGACCCCGGCCUCCGCGCAAGCCCCGGCUCAGACCUCGGCGCCUUCACUGCCUGGACCCGCCCUCCCAGGGCCCUUCCCUGGCGGCCGCGUGGUCAGGCUGCACCCAGUCAUUUUGGCUUCCAUCGUGGACAGUUACGAGCGACGCAACGAGGGAGCUGCCCGAGUUAUCGGGACCCUGCUGGGAACUGUUGACAAGCACUCAGUGGAGGUCACCAAUUGCUUUUCAGUGCCGCACAAUGAGUCGGAAGAUGAAGUCGCUGUUGAUAUGGAAUUUGCUAAGAACAUGUAUGAAUUGCACAAAAAAGUCUCUCCAAAUGAGCUCAUCCUGGGCUGGUACGCCACAGGCCAUGACAUCACAGAACACUCUGUGCUGAUCCAUGAGUACUACAGCCGGGAGGCCCCCAACCCCAUUCAUCUCACUGUGGACACGAGUCUCCAGAACGGCCGCAUGAGCAUCAAGGCCUAUGUCAGCACGUUAAUGGGUGUCCCUGGAAGGACCAUGGGAGUGAUGUUCACACCUCUAACAGUGAAAUACGCAUAUUAUGACACUGAACGCAUUGGAGUUGACCUGAUCAUGAAGACCUGUUUUAGCUCCAACCGGGUGAUUGGACUUUCAAGUGACUUGCAGCAAGUAGGAGGAGCAUCAGCUCGCAUCCAGGAUGCCCUGAGCACAGUGUUGCAGUACGCAGAGGAUGUACUGUCUGGAAAGGUGUCAGCUGACAAUACCGUGGGCCGCUUCUUGAUGAGCCUAGUUAACCAAGUACCCAAAAUCGUACCUGAGGACUUUGAGACGAUGCUCAACAGCAACAUCAACGACUUGCUGAUGGUGACCUACCUGGCCAAUCUCACACAGUCACAAAUUGCCCUCAAUGAGAAGCUUGUAAACCUAUGAAUGGGCCCUCAGCAGCACUCCUGCUAGUCUGGAUCUUAACCCUAGGACUCAGAUGAAGUGAAGGAGAAAUGGUUUUUUUGUGGUCUUGAGUCACACUGAGUUAGUCAACUGCUUGUGACUCUAAUAAACAUAAUAACUUACCUUUUGUAAAUGA